UGUAAUGAUUUGGGGGUGUAAAUCUUUUCCUGGAAGUUUUGUUGUGAAUUAAUUGACGUAAAUUAAAAUUAUUGCAUUCAACAUGUUAAAAGGCAGCACAUUGAAAGUUUUAGAUGUCAGACUGCUGCAACGCCUAACUGAAUUAAGUUGCCAGCAGAUCACGGCCCGCAAAUACACCAAUGGCAUACAACGAUCCUAUAUAACAUUCAGUGACUUUCGCAACAAGAAUCGCUCCUAUACCAAAAAGGAGCUUGUAGGGUACUCCAUGCAGGACAUGUAUAAUGUGGUAUCCGAUGUGAGCAACUAUCACAAGUUUGUGCCAUAUGUAAACAAAUCCAAUGUGCACAGCAAGGACACCCUAGGCUUUAAGGCAGAUUUAAUUGUGGGCUUCCCACCGCUCAAUGAAGCGUAUACAUCGCGUGUGACGCUGGAGGCGCCAAGUCUGGUCAAGUCGGAGUGUCACGAUGGACGUCUAUUCAACUACCUCCUUAAUGAGUGGCGCUUUAGUCCAGGACUCAAGGAUAUACCAAACUCUUGUGUGCUGGACUUUCGAGUCGCCUUCGAGUUCAAAUCGUUGCUGCAUAGCAACAUAGCAAAUUUAUUCUUUGAUCUGAUAUGCGAUCAAAUGGAAAGCGCUUUCAUUUUGGAAGUACGUCGACGCAGUGGCCCGCCUUCAAUACGCUCACAUGUAUUAACUUCGCAACGCUCUUGACCAAAAUCCCAUGGAUAUA
Messenger RNA from Drosophila busckii, 731 nucleotides. Its product is annotated as coenzyme Q-binding protein COQ10, mitochondrial. The record is from RefSeq and is a predicted model, not a curated record. The transcript is spliced from 3 exons. NCBI's taxonomy places the organism in Eukaryota, Metazoa, Arthropoda, Insecta, Diptera, Drosophilidae. Gene Ontology annotation, molecular function: ubiquinone binding. Gene Ontology annotation, cellular component: mitochondrion. Bases 83 to 712 code for a protein of 209 amino acids. Gene Ontology annotation, biological process: cellular respiration; ubiquinone biosynthetic process.